GUUGACUGCUUAGUGAGCACAGCGACCAUUGGACUAGGAAUCAGCGCUGGACCUCCAGGGGAAGAAAAGCGUACCUGGUGGUCGAUGUCCUUUCUUGCAAGCUUCCACGUUUUCCGUUGUCUUUCAGCACUUGCAAAGGGCGACACAGGGAAAAGCACAAGCAACCUGAAGAGGCAAAUCUUUUAUGCCAGCAUCACCGUGCUCAACGGGCUAUUUCUGUUUGCAUCCAUCAUCAUGACCCUGGAGAUUCUGGGACCGCGACCAGGCACUGAUCAGGAGGACAAGCUCCCAGGCACAGUAAACCCCUGGACGAUGCAAGAUGCCUUCGCAUGGGCGAUCUCGCUCUUUACAUUUAUGGGGAACACUGCUCGAAACCCUUCCGGCUCCCUCGGGCAGUUGGUGUGCAUUGCCGGCUUGCUGGUGGCUUUCCAGCAAAUUGCCAAGGUUGGGCCUAUCCUCAUCAAUGCCAUCACAGGAAGCGGCAGUUUCGUGGGGCGCUAUCCCAUAGAGAGCAGGCACCACCGGAACCAUGGUGGUCACACCAUCAUCCUGGGAAGUGCGACCGCAAAGUCUCUCAUUGAAUUUCUCUUUGAGUACUACCAUAUCAACCACUUCACUGGUGGCUUGGACUUCGAACGUGAGGCCAGUGAUGUUGUGGUUUUCCUGGAAGAUUCCAAGACCUUGGCACAUCUUCGAAGGAUGCUUGACCUCAAAGACGCAUCCCUGUUCCGAAGUCGCGUUUUCCUGAUCAAAGGAAAUGCGUUCCAGCCGUACGACUGUCGCCGUGCCAGUGCCAGCUAUGCCAAGCGGGUGGUCGUUCUUCCCAAUAUGCAGACCUCUGAUGUGGAUCGGGACGACAAGACCAACAUCAUGCGUACCUAUGCAAUGUGUGCUGCAGGACCGCGCAUUCAAGCCACAUGCGCUUGCCUUGGCUGA
Molecule: messenger RNA, 936 nt
Organism: Cladocopium goreaui
Lineage: Eukaryota; Dinophyceae; Suessiales; Symbiodiniaceae
Source: the annotation of a GenBank genome assembly